Messenger RNA from Bombus huntii, 2040 nucleotides. RefSeq names its product venom protease-like. Gene Ontology annotation, molecular function: serine-type endopeptidase activity. The record is from RefSeq and is a predicted model, not a curated record. Lineage: Eukaryota; Metazoa; Arthropoda; Insecta; Hymenoptera; Apidae. Gene Ontology annotation, biological process: proteolysis. Bases 1041 to 1931 code for a protein of 296 amino acids. The transcript is spliced from 6 exons.
GUACGACAUACUGUUAACGUAUGAUAGCGCGAGCGUGAAGUAUCACUGUUGGAGCAUUGCGAAAUUUUCGUAAAAAUGAGCAUCGUUGAGUGGCAUCUCUUAGUUAACCAUCAAGCGUACAAGUAGAAGAUUCUUAAGAUUUACGUGAUUGAUUUCUGAUAAUUCGGUGCCUACAAAUCAAUGACUUUUAAGAUGAAUUAUAGUUGCACACGCAAACACGAGCAGUUUUCACCGCAAAGGUUACUUUUAUGUAAUGUUGUACGCGCGAAAGUAUUCAUUUCUGUUACCACGCUAUUGCUGUUUUGUAAAUUUUAGUAGCACAACUAUCGGUAAUGUGCGAUAAAACAUGCCAUAUAAUAGAUAAUUGUAAGUGAAAUGACAAGGCGAUGGUAUAAAUAGAUACUUCGACGAAAGUUGGUACAAGUAUAUCUACGAUUCUCAGGAGUGGUGAGGUAAGUAGGAACGAAAUAUACAAUAAGAAUUGAAUUUAUAUAGAGUAUUUUGUUAUAAAUCUUCCUAUGUACCUAUAGAAACGUGUUUAAUAUUUUCGAGUAUCCAGAUUUUUCUAUUAAAAGUUAUCUGAAAUUAAUGAUUUUCCUGAUUUGUACCUUUCUCCUAAGUUUCUUGUAGUCGUCUUACUAACUCAACAGAAAUCAACGUUAAUUUUACAAAAAGAGCUAUGGAGCUUUUUAGCGAUUUGCACAAAUGAAAAUUUUGAAGCUUGUCACUGCGACGAGUUUGAUCGUUCUAGUGUUAUACUAAACAAUCUUCAAACAUGAAAUUACACAGAAACGUAUGUCGAUGAUAUUUGUCAUUCCUACGAUCUAUUUCACAUGAUCGUGCUUCCUGUCUAAUGCAAAUUCAAUUUAUAAUACGAACUCGGUUUCCUUUAUUGUUGUCAGUCUUUCUAAAUCGCCACAGUUUUUCGCUCUUUGUUGCAAAACGUUGAAUCAUAGUGUGAACCAAGUUUCUUUUAUUAGAUUCAUUCAUUGUUAUCAGUCCUGCGUCUUUUCGAUUCGUCACUUUUUUAUUUUAGGACGAUGAUUGGCUUCAAUAUACUGUUCGCAUGUUUGGCGUUAAUUGUCCUGCAUCCAUCGGUUCAAGCGGGGCGCACUAAAGCAACCUCGGAUGUGCCCUUGCGUCCACCACACUGUGGUUUCAGCAACGUAACGCAUACCAGGGUGGUUGGUGGUAGACCAGCUAAACUUGGUGCUUGGCCAUGGAUGGUUGCAUUAGGUUAUCCUAAUUACACACACCCAGAUGCGGGACCAGUAUGGGAUUGCGGAGGUUCCCUCAUAUCGGCUAGACAUGUUUUGACCGCAGGGCAUUGUGCAGAUGACGAAGAUUUGUACGUGGUUCGUAUCGCGGAUUUAAAUCUAAAACGAGAUGAUGACGGAGCGCAUCCUAUUGAAAUGGGGCUCGAAUCUAUACUAAUUCAUCCUGAUUAUAUUACCGGGCAACCCUUCCAUGAUAUCGCUAUUCUUAAAUUGGAGAGAGAUGUACCAUUUUCGGAGUACAUACAUCCCAUUUGUCUCCCCAUAGAGGCAUCCCUUGAAAAUAACAAAUUCGAGGGCUAUAAUCCCUUCGUUGCUGGUUGGGGAGCAUUAAACUUUAGUGAAUCAUAUACUAACGCAUUAAUGGAACUGCAACUGCCAGUGGUUACCAACGCCGUAUGCGAGAAAGCUUAUGAGGAUUUUGACAUAACUAUCACCUAUAAAGAAAUAUGCACCGGCGGAGACCCUCGAGGUGGAAAGGAUGCUUGUGGAGCUGACAGCGGAGGACCACUGAUGAUACCACAGCAAUUCACCUACUAUCAAAUAGGUGUUGUGUCAUCUGGUCAUGAAUGCGGCGUACCUGGUUAUCCGGGCAUUUACACGAGAGUCACGUCGUACCUCGACGACUUCAUUAUCCCAGUGUUGCAAAAUUAUUAGUAUCCCAUAAAUAUCAUUUUUCGUGCACGAAAAAUAAAGUUGGAAUGUAUUAUUGUGGAGAUAAGAGGCAGCUCAGAUUUAUAUUGUCUUUUACGUCAAGAAUUAUAGU